This is a messenger RNA of Ornithorhynchus anatinus (platypus), 612 nucleotides long. RefSeq names its product ATPase H+/K+ transporting subunit beta (gene ATP4B). NCBI's taxonomy places the organism in Eukaryota, Metazoa, Chordata, Mammalia, Monotremata, Ornithorhynchidae. Gene Ontology annotation, biological process: potassium ion import across plasma membrane; sodium ion export across plasma membrane; intracellular potassium ion homeostasis. The record is from RefSeq and is a predicted model, not a curated record. Gene Ontology annotation, molecular function: ATPase activator activity. Gene Ontology annotation, cellular component: sodium:potassium-exchanging ATPase complex.
AUGUCUGCUCAGGACCAGCCUGGGGUAACAUUGAGGCCAGAUGUUUUCAGAGACGAAGGCCUGCAACUUUGCUAAAACAUCUCCGACCGUUCCACUUGGGAAGUUCUGACGAAAAUACCGCACACGUUUCUGUCAGGAUACUCUCCCAUCGCCCAAAACGAAAACCAAAACUGCACCUCUGGGGAAUACCACUUCCAAAAGAAAUUUCUCGCUCCAAACCACAUCAAGUUUUUCUGCUAGUUCACAGCAGAUAUGCUUCAAAACGGCUCCGGAGUCCAAGAUCGCAAUUUUGGAUUCGAGUAUGGAAAACCAUGCGUCAUUAUAAAAAUGAACAGGAUGAUCAACUUUCUUCCCAGCACUGCCUCUCCUCCAAGGGUGGAAUGCACGACUCCACCUCACUACAGCAACCCUCUGGUAGCAGCAAAAUUCCUCAACAUUCCCAAGGAUGUAAAAGUCGACGUGGUGUGCAGAGUCGCUGCCGUCAAGAUUACCUCGGACAAUCCCCACGACCCCUGUGAAGGAAAAGUGGAAUUUAAAAGUGAAAAUUCAAACCCUACAGGGCCACACCAAAUUUCUUCAGGCUUUUCCAGUACACUCAACCUGGAAGCCUGA